AUGGCAUCAUUUGUCGAAAAGGAAAGUAAGGAUUUGAAAGAAAGGAUUUGUGGAUUGAAGAAAAGUAUGCAUGAUUAUAAAGAAAAAUAUGUGAAUAUGUUUUAUGAAAAUCAUGCUAACGAGGAACUUGUUGAAAAUUUAAGAAGGGAGAAUAAAGAAACUAGAGAACGUAUUGAAGACAUUUUCAUGUAUUGGAUUAAAGAUCUUCAAAACACUUUGGAUUCUAAAAGAAAAGAGUUAGAUGAUGAAAUAAGAAGUUCAAACAAAAUUAAGCAAGAUUUGGUUAAUAAACUCCGAAAAAUUGAAAAUGAACUAAAUGCUGAAAGGAAUUCUCAAGGAAAUAAGAAUAAAGAGGUUGAGGAGCUAAUUGAGAAACUACAUGAAGCUGACAAGAGAGUUGUUAAUGAAAGGAAAUUACUGGAACAGGAGAAAGAUAAGGUAUUAGAAGCUGAAAAGGUUUUGAUUGCUGAAAGGAAAGUUUUGAAGAAAGAGAAGGAAAAGAUGAUGGAAGUUGAAAAGUGA
This is a messenger RNA of Cynara cardunculus var. scolymus (artichoke), 522 nucleotides long. RefSeq names its product UPF0430 protein CG31712-like. Bases 1 to 522 code for a protein of 173 amino acids. The transcript has a single exon. The record is from RefSeq and is a predicted model, not a curated record. NCBI's taxonomy places the organism in Eukaryota, Viridiplantae, Streptophyta, Magnoliopsida, Asterales, Asteraceae.